AAUCGCGGUAUUCUUUCGAUGCUCGACGACGACAAGGUGCUAUUUCCUUAAAGCUUUUUAAAUUUCAUUAACUAUCAUAGCUGUGCUUGUUUCAUCAUCGACAAAUUUUUAUAGCAGAACAGUUCGUAGGAAAAAAUGGAUCAAGAUCGUGGAGGUGGAGUCCUUGAUGAUUUCGAAAAUGAUGUUGUUCCUGACUCAUGUGCAGACACAGAAGAUUCUGAUCCUGAUAGUCAAGUCGAAGAAAUCGGUUGCGUCAGUCCUCGCAAGAGGAUAAGGAAACCUCACACGUACAAACGAAAUUUUGCAAAAGUUGCUGUUGAAACCGGAAGUGAAAGAAAAACUACGCGAGGGCGAGUAAUUCCAGAAAAAUCCUUCUGUGCACAAGGUAACUGGAAAUGCAAAAAAAAAUAUAUUCUGAGUUCAACGACAUUGAACGCCAAAGAGAAAUCUACACUGCUUAUUAUGAAAACUCUGAUUGGUCCCAAAAAACUUUAAUCAUUCGGUCGUUCGUGUCUAUGUCCCCAAUAGCCAAAAAAAAAAGAGUGACACUUUGAGAAGACACUUUGAGAGUAACAAGAUUCAUCAACUUAUUCCCAAGAUCUGAGUCUCAUUAUGGACGUAGUCACUCUCAACGACAAUUCCUUCAUCCCGGUUUGAAUGUCAAGAAAUUAUACAACUUAUACAAAGAAGAUCGUCAAGUGAAAGUGAAAACAAUCUUAAAAGAAUCAACGUUUCGACACAUAUUUAACACCCGUUUUAACCUGAUUUUUAAGCCCCAACACUCAGACACAUGUAAAACUUGCGACAAUUUCCAAUGCAUACUCAAAGGAACAAGCGUUUCCGAGGACAUUAAAGAAGAAACCCUUAGGAAAAAAGAAGAGCAUUCCAAUCUCGUUGAACGAGUCAACACUGAAUUCAAGGAAAAUGUGCGAAGAGCCGCUAAAAGAGAAGAUACCAUGGUUUUAACCUUCGAUCUACAAAAAACACUGC
This is a messenger RNA of Belonocnema kinseyi, 990 nucleotides long. RefSeq lists its product as uncharacterized. NCBI's taxonomy places the organism in Eukaryota, Metazoa, Arthropoda, Insecta, Hymenoptera, Cynipidae. Bases 136 to 495 code for a protein of 119 amino acids. The transcript is spliced from 3 exons. The record is from RefSeq and is a predicted model, not a curated record.